AUGCCGAAGAAUAGUCACCACCAUCGUUCCAAUUCGGUAAAUUCCACAAAGAAUCGUUCUACGGAAUCUACGAAUAAAUGGAAAAUUCCGCACUAUUAUCGCAGAUCCGCUAGCGGCAGCACACAAGCUUCGCCGGAUAGGAACUCUUCAACAGGCUCAUGUACCACUCCAGUAUUGCCUACUAUGAAUGUUAUGUCCAGCCCGAAAAAAGUUUUGUUGGAGGAUCCCAGAGACAACCACACCAAAGCGAAGAAGAGUAGUAGAAAGAAGUCAGGUGAAAUGGUCUUCGUCAAUUAUACUGUACAGGACACGGCUAACGAGGAUGAUACUGACCUACAGACCCAACCAGUUUCUGUUCCAGCACCAAAGGCAAAAUUAAAGAAGAAAUCUUCCAAGAGGAGAAUGCUGAAGAUAUUUGGCUCGUCGAAGAGCGAGCAUAUAGAAGACAUCGUCGAAGAACAACCAAUGGUGCUGCAAAUGGAUCCAAACUCUAAACCCCAGUCAGGAACCCUUAUCUCAGAGAGCGGGGUCGAUACCUCGUCACUAACAUCCAAAAGAUCUUACAACUCGUUCUUAAAACACAACAGGCUAAACGGUAAAACCCCUUUCUCCGGUAACUUGUCCUUCCCAUCACUAAACAUGAUGGGUAACACUAGUGAUCUGCCUAUUGACAAUAAUGAUUUUGGUUCCGAGAAAGAAGUCGUUCCGAAAUCGACUCACGAUCCUUCACUGGCAAAACCGCCAUCGAGAUUCGCUGAAAGCGAAACAAAUUCUACUUCCAAUUUAUCAAGUAUACCUCUCAUGAACACAAAAAAUACAAGAUUGAAGUACAAUAAAGUGGCGUCUCAAAGUUUGGACCGACAAAGGCUACAAGAAAGUGGAUUGUAUCAUUCUACCGAAUCAUUCAAAUUUAAGGAUCAAAGCUAUAGUAACAAUAAAUCCUCCCUAAGUCUGAAUUCCGACUUAAGUACUCCCCACUUUACAAAGCAUUCACCCGAUUCACCAAGAACUUCAAGAUCUUUCAACUGUGCAGACUCACAAAGUAGAGUUAAAUUACCGGAAGAAAAUGAUGCUUCUAUUGCAUUUAGUAAAAUGUUUACUAGAAAACGAGCCAACACUGGCGGGUCCACGUGUUCGCUAGCCUCACCCACGAUUGCACAAAGUGUUCAGCAAUCUAAUAUAAAAGUUAAUAAAUUGCCAACUCAACGAACCACUUCAGUUGGCUCAUUAUCAUCAAUGUCAAAUCGUUAUUCCCCAAUAAGAGUCGCAUCGCCGGGAAGAGCAAGAUCUGGAACUCGCGGAUCUUCCCUUUAUAGAUUAUCAAGAGAUCUAAACUCUUUACCAAGUGUCACUGAUCUACCAGAAAUGGAUAGUACAACUCCAGUUAAUGAAAUAUUCUUGGACGGCCAACCCCAGCAUAAAAAUGGUAGUGCUAAAGGCGGACAUAAAAAGAAACAAGAAUCUAUCUCAGAUGCUCAAAGAAAUCAAAAUGCAAAUUCGUACAUCACAACACCAUCAUCUUCUCUCGUAACCCCUCCUUACUACAUGACAGGCUACACAUUACCAAGUUCGGCAUCUGCUUCUUCAACUCCAAAUGUACUUGAAACAAACAACAUGAAUUUUGUUCCAAGUGCCAAUACUGUUACUAGUUAUCGCCCGUCUAGUAAUUUUUCCUCUUUUGACAAGGAAUACGGCAACGAAAAUGAUGCUACUGGAGAAUUAUCUGCAUUUAACACCCCAAUGGAGAAUAUACCGGCACUAAAAGGUAUACCCAGAUCCACUUUAGAAGAGGAUGAAGAAGAGGAUGUCCUGGUACAAGAUAUCCCAAAUACAGCACAUUUCCAAAGAAGAGAUAUUGUUGGGAUGGAUACUCAUAGGAAGGAUGAUAGUUUGGACUUCAACUCUUUACUACCACACGGUAGUACAACUAGCAGCAGCAUCGUGGAUUCUGUAAUGACGAACUCAAUAUCCACUACAACAAGUAACGCAACCGGAAACUACUUGCAAGAUCAAGAUAAGUAUACAUUGGUAAAUACGGGACUGGGAUUGAGUGAUGCAAACCUCGAUCAUUUCAUUAGAUCUCAAUGGAAACACGCUUCUCGAUCAGAAUCCAAUAAUAAUACGGGCAAUCGCGUUUCUUAUAGCGGUUCCAUACCAAAUAUUACUGAUACAACAAAAGGUAAUUUGCAAGUGUUUACUGAGUUCGAUUUUGAGAAUCCAGAGUCGUUUUUCCAUGAGCAAUCGAAACUGUUGAGUGAGAUGGGCCACAGCAAUAACAACAGCAGUAACGCCAUCAAUAUGAACGAACCCAAGUCUGCGGAUACAUACAUUGGAAAUAUAUCCCCAGAUACUUCAGCAACCGUUUCAUUAGGCGACCUGAUGGGUUCAAACGUUUCAAAUAAUAGUGAAAGAAAUUUUUACGAUGGCCAUACUUUUGUUCCACAAUACCAAGCGAACUCAUCUGUGGAAAAUUCAGGUAACCAGAAUGCAGCACCGAUUGCAAAUAACGACAUUGAUAAUAAUUUACAGUCUUUUUAUUUUGAUAAUAGCAACUAA
Messenger RNA from Saccharomyces paradoxus, 2556 nucleotides. RefSeq names its product Bck2p (gene BCK2). The coding region runs from base 1 to 2556 and encodes 851 amino acids. The record is from RefSeq and is a predicted model, not a curated record. The transcript has a single exon. Lineage: Eukaryota; Fungi; Ascomycota; Saccharomycetes; Saccharomycetales; Saccharomycetaceae.